Molecule: messenger RNA, 246 nt
Organism: Rhizopus microsporus ATCC 52813
Lineage: Eukaryota; Fungi; Mucoromycota; Mucoromycetes; Mucorales; Rhizopodaceae
Product: u6 snRNA-associated Sm-like protein LSm6-like protein
Exons: 3
Coding region: 1-246 (81 amino acids)
Biological process (GO): maturation of SSU-rRNA; mRNA splicing, via spliceosome
Cellular component (GO): U6 snRNP; U4/U6 x U5 tri-snRNP complex; sno(s)RNA-containing ribonucleoprotein complex
Molecular function (GO): RNA binding
Source: RefSeq, a predicted model, not a curated record
AUGGAGAAUCAACAAAAGUCAAGAUCACCUACUGACUUUCUGAGCACAGUACUGGGUCAACCUGUUAAAGUGAAGCUUAAUUCUGGCAUUGACUACAAAGGAACAUUGGCUUGCUUGGAUGGUUAUAUGAAUAUCGCGUUAGAGAAUACAGAAGAAUAUGUUGAUGGUCGAUUAAAAAACAGAUAUGGAGAUACAUUCAUUAGAGGCAACAAUGUUUUAUAUAUCAGUGCAGAUAAAACUGCAUAA